AGGCUUCGACUAGAUAGCUGCAUUGGAUAUUUCUGUCAGUAGACUUCCUAAGUGCAAGAAGUUCAUUGGACUAAAGAUGUAUUUUUUUCUGGUGCUUGCGUACAAGAGACUCAAGGGAACAGACCUUCCAUUUGACACAAACAAUGUUAGGGAUUGCAAAAUAGCUAACGCUCAUCAGAGCUUCAUCGUCUGAAAGAGAGCUGAGAGAAGAGCUCACCUCUGUCCAACAGAACACAGUGCUGACGCACAGUUCUGUUCUCUGCAUUAAAGACUGUGCUUCGGACAGCGUAGGUUUGAGAGGUUUUUCAUAAUGGACUUCUUCAACUCAGCUCUUGGAAAAAACAUCACUUUUGUGCGUCCUGAAUAUUUCAUAAUAAGUGGCUUUAUUGGAAUUCCUAAUAUCAAUUAUUACUAUGUAUUCCUCUUUUUUGUUUACAUUGUUUCAGUGUUGGGAAACACCGCUGUGAUGGCCAUAAUAUACUUGGACCAUAAUCUGAGAACUCCAAAAUAUAUUGUAGUUUUUAAUUUAGCAUUUGUGGACCUGUGUGGUAGCUCUGCUUUGGUGCCAAAGGUUCUUGAUAUCUUUCUGUUUAACCAUCAGUACAUCCUCUACGCUGACUGCUUGGCAUUUCUUUUUUUCUGCUACACGUGCCUUUCAAUGCAGGUUCUUAAUCUAGUUGGACUCUCGUAUGACAGACUGAUAGCUAUCAUCUACCCACUGCACUACCAAGUGAAGGUGACCCACAGGUUCAUGCUGUCUUUGAUUGCCUGUUUCUGGGUCUUUGUUAUUACUGUUGAUCUUAUUGUCGUCGGCCUUCUAACAAGACUUUCCUUCUGUAAGUCUGUGGUUAUUAACAGCUAUUUCUGUGACCACGGCCAGAUAUAUCGGAUGGCCUGCAAUGACUAUAAACCUACUGAUUACUUUAGUUGGUUUUUAGUAGUUCUAAUUUUUUGGCUUCCAUUCACAUUUAUUCUGUUUACUUAUUCAUGUAUCGGCUAUGCAUUGUCUAAAGUUGCCACAGUUCAUGAAAGAGUGAAGGCCUUUAAAACCUGCACAGCUCAUCUUUCGUUGGUGGUAAUCUAUUUCGUCCCAAUAUUAGUCACAUUUACUUUGGGUUCACAAAUACCUCCAAAUGCCAGGAUCCUAAACCUGUCUCUGACCUCUGUCUUUCCUCCAAUGCUGAACCCAAUCAUUUAUGUUUUGCAGACGCAAGAAAUCAAAGAAUCUAUGAAAAAAAUAUUGAAAUUUAGAAAGAAAUCCCAAAUUACAGUGAAGAGAGAAAUCAUGAAAUGA
This is a messenger RNA of Trematomus bernacchii (emerald rockcod), 1294 nucleotides long. RefSeq names its product olfactory receptor 1-like. Gene Ontology annotation, cellular component: membrane. The transcript has a single exon. Gene Ontology annotation, molecular function: olfactory receptor activity; G protein-coupled receptor activity. Gene Ontology annotation, biological process: G protein-coupled receptor signaling pathway. The record is from RefSeq and is a predicted model, not a curated record. NCBI's taxonomy places the organism in Eukaryota, Metazoa, Chordata, Actinopteri, Perciformes, Nototheniidae. The coding region runs from base 311 to 1294 and encodes 327 amino acids.